Molecule: messenger RNA, 1320 nt
Organism: Setaria italica (foxtail millet)
Lineage: Eukaryota; Viridiplantae; Streptophyta; Magnoliopsida; Poales; Poaceae
Product: putative FBD-associated F-box protein At5g38570
Exons: 4
Coding region: 1-1320 (439 amino acids)
Source: RefSeq, a predicted model, not a curated record
AUGGUGCACACCUGCGAGCUGUCCAGGCGAUGGCGGCACCUCUGGGCCAAGGUCCCGCGCCUCGACAUCGACCAGCACGAGUUCACCGACGCGGUCGCCGGCUACAAGAAGUUCGGCGACUUCGUGCACUUCCUGCUGCAGAAGGUCUCCAUCGCCCUCCUCGACGAACUCCGGCUGCACGUACACAGCGGCUACAUCUUGGGGAGCGCCGACGACGACAAUGCAUCGGCGUGGAUCCGUCGCGCCAUAAUGUCCAGCGCCCAGGAGCCCCAGCGUGAGGGAGUGCUGAACUCCGGCUCUUGGCGGCUCAAGACGCUGCACCUCUCGAACCUGCGUCAUCUGGAUGAACUUUUCGCCGAGCACGUUAGGUCACGGUGCCCGUCCCUGGAGCAUCUGGAGCUGAGGGUUUGUACUUGUCAGUUCCAUGCCAUCGCCUCCGGCUCACUGAAGAGCCUGGCCUUGAAAUGUUGCACGGGCAAAGGAUUCUACGAGAUCACGUCGCCCACGCUGAGGAGCUUGGUUGUUGAGCGUGGCGACAACGACUCCAUCAUCACUUCUCCGUUCGUCGUCACGGCCCCGGCUCUUGCUUGCCUGUCCCUGGACAUCUCGCCUUACAACUUCCCAGGUGGCGUUUCCUUCGGUGAGAUGGCAUCCCUUGCCAGGGCAUCGAUCCAUCUGUUGACGCAUCGUGAAACACUAGCAAAGGAAAAACAUCUCAGAGACCACCUGUUCAAGACUCUUCGCAGCGUGUCGAACGCGGCUAGUUUGGAGCUAUCAGGCUUCGACAUUACGGUGGAAGCAGGUGAAGAAUCCACGGCAUUCCCAGAAUUCAACAACCUAAGGAACCUAGAAUUGAACAAAUGUGGUCUUUGCGAUGAUCUCCAAGUAUCAGGACGCAUUCUUCGGAAUUCACCCAACUUGGAGAAGCUCACUUUACAUUUGUCCCCGAGUUGGAAGGUGCUAGUUGGGGAACCCCUUUCGUCAUAUCCAGAAUUCAAGAACAUAAGGGUCUUGAUACUGCACAACUAUGAUCCCAGUGAUGAUUUCCAGACAUUAUUGGGAUGCUUUCUUCGGAGUUCACCUAUAUUGGAGAAGCUUACUCUGCGGUGUUGCAAGUUCUUAAACGAUACAAAGAAAAGGAGAGGAACCUCCAAGAUGAAGAACGUUGUUGUCGAAAACCUCGUGGAUGUCCGGUGCGAGAACCUCAAGCAUACUGAAAUCAUAUAUAAAGAUGAUGAUGUCCGGCAACUUGUCGAGUUUUUGCUGCUCUUCUCAAGGAAUCUACCGAAUAAUAACAUAAGGCUCACCAAGGUUGACUAG